UAUUCUGGGAAAACCCGAUUACAUUUUAAAGUGCAACAUCUUCACUUUUAAAUUACAAACGUUCCUUCAAAAAGGAAGAUAAUUACCUCCUCCUACGUAUCAUAAGCUAUAUUAAUAGUUUUAUAUUGAUUUUUAAAAUUCAUUAAAAUCCAACGUUCAUUUUGUUUAAUCUUGAUGUUAUGAUUAGAUCUAUCUGGAAGGUUUAAUUUGUCUACAGUUGUUUUAAAAAACAUAUUUUUACCCCUUAAAGAAAUAGGCCUAUCAAAGUAACCUAGCGUCUCAUAUGGCCAGACUCGGUAUCAUAGGCUCGGGAAUUGUGGGAUUGUCGACUGCUCUGAACGUUCAAAAACUUCUUCCCAAAGCCAAGGUUACGAUUAUUGCAGACAAAUUCGGUAAAGACACAACCAGUCAUGGUGCCGCUGGUUUCUUUCGGCCUUACCUGCACGAUUUUGUUCCUGAAGACCAGAAUAUGACACAACAAUGGUACAGAGACUCCUGGCACUUCUAUUCUCGUCUAGCUCAAUCUUCACUGGCAGAUGAAACUGGACAAACUCUGGUCUCUGGACUUGUUGUGUACAACAAACCACAGGAUGAACAGUAUAGCUUUCUUUCAAGCUUGGAAACUGAUUUCCAUCAAGUAACAGACUCAUAUUUGAAACACAGAAAUUUGAAUUACAAGUAUGGCUACAGUUUCACGACAGUAGUAACACAAAUGCCCAAGUUUUUAGCUUGGUUAGUUAGAAAAUUUUGUUCUUCUGAAGGCAUCAUACAAAAAAGAACUGUUCAGAAACUGUCAGAUCUAAUUGGUGAGUUGGAUGUUGUGGUCAAUUGUUCUGGACUAAGGGCUAAAGAGCUAGCUGACGACCAAGACAUUAAGCCUGUGAGAGGGCAUGUAGUGAUGGUUUCUGCUCCUUGGAUAAAACAUUUUUUCCUCUCUGACGAUGGUGUUUAUUUGGUUCCACAUGACAAUAAAUUAAUCAUUGGUGGAACAAAAGAACUUGGAAACUACAGUGUAACGCCUGACUCGGUGACUAGAAACACAAUAAUUCAAAAAGCUGUUGCGCUGUUUCCUCAGUUGAAGGAUGCUAGAGUUAUCGAUGAGUGGGUGGGCCUCCGUCCUUCAAGACAAAAACUCAGAUUUGAGGUAGAAUGUCUGAAAGAUCAACAGAACAGAGCAUUACAUGUACUGCAUAACUACGGUCAUGGUGGACACGGCAUCUCUCUAGGAUGGGGAUCUGGGAUAGCUGCAGCAAAAACUGUGCAGGAUUUGAUUGGCUCGAAUCAUUUUCAAUAUAUCUCUAAAUAACUUAUCGAGACCUAUUGGAGAUGCUCACGACAAACUAAACAAUGUCAAGGACGCUUAAAAGAACUUCAAUGUUACCAACUAAAUAAAAGCUACAAAUGGAAGAGCUCAGCAAAAGUGCACAAAAUUAUCAUUUAACGUUUAAAACAAAACCAUAGAUUAUCAACACUUGCUUUAUACUGAGCAUCGGAUUCACCAAAAAUCUAGUUAUUUAUAGAUUUGCCUUCAUGUAUGGAAAUCUUCUGUAGACCUAUAGUAAAAGCAUGCUUUUAUAAACAAAGAAAAUAAAUACAAGAUUGAAGUUAUGAUCAUACCCAUGAAUGAAUCACAAUUUAUGUUUGAUGCCAAUAUAAUAGUUCAGGGGAUUGUAGUCAAAUAAUUAUAUAUGUACUAGUACAUGGGAUUGUGUAUCAGUGAGUUAUGUGUGUCAGAGACUGAAAUACAUACAUCGGAGAAUCAAAGCUGACUAGAAUAUUAGUGUGAUGAACGUAGCAACUGACAAGUUCAAGGUAUUUACAUAUAAUUGGUCCCAGAUGGACAAACAAAAUCUCAAAUUCUAGUCUCUGGGAAACACCCCUGAAGGGUACGCGACGUUUUGACGCAAGAGGUUCUCAUGUUAUUUUAUAAAACACAAAACUUUUUAUAAUACACAUUGUUUUUUUCCAUCGACCAUUGUCUCUCUAUGUCUCUCACUCUCUCUCUCUAAGUUAUUCUUGGGCGGAUCUUGGGUCUGACUCCCUCCAUAAGCUCAGCAUAUAAGAUAUCUUUCGGGAUUCUACCACCUGGCGUGCGGGUGACAUGUCCGAGCCAGCGUAGUCUUUUUGUGUCAGGAUAGCAUUCAUGUUGUUCAUAUUGGCCAAUCUUAAAAAAACUUCCUGAUUGGAGACAUGGUCCCUCCAAGAGAUGCGCUUUAUGCGUCUCAUGCAGCGCAAGUGGAAUUUAUUCAAUCUGUGCUCUUGGUACAUGUAUGCUGACCAGCUUUCACUACCAUAAAGAAGAAUGCUCACAACACAGGCAUUGUAGACUAGGAUUUUGGUUGCUGGGGUCAAUUUGGCAUUUUCCCAGACGCGCUUGGAGAGUUUUGCCAAUGCUGUAGUAGCUUUUCCUAUUCUUUUUGUCAGCUCGAUGUCUAAGUCUAGGUUACUGGCAAUAGUUGAUCCCAAGUAAGUAAAUUCCUGCACCACCGUAAGGGUGUGGUUCCCAAUAUUUAUCACAGGUCUUUCUGCGACUUCUUGUGCCAGAAUUUCGGUAUUGGAAAGACUUAUUGUAAGGCUAAACUCUUACAAGCAGCUGCCAAGGCAUUCACUAGCUUCUGUAGACCAACUUUUGAAUGAGAUAUGAGUGCCGCGUCAUCGGCGAACAGCAGCUCCCUAAUCAAGAUACGACGCCAUUUCGUUUUGGCUUUAAGACGUGACUUACUUUAAGACGUGCCAGGUUAAAGAGCUUUCCAUCGGAUCUGCUAUGAAUAUAUGUAGUGGAGUGGAUACCUUUUUAGGAAACACCGGCCACCCCGAUAUCCACGUGACCCUUCCCCCUAGAUGGCACCUUGUGUCCGCGCAUGACAAGGCAGACCAACGUGGGCACUGUCCAUUCGACCGGCAUCUGUUGUCGGUGUAGUGUCCGUACGUUACUGGACCUACGUCGUCUCCACUCCCUGUUUGUGCCUGAUUCUACAUCAUGUGUUUAUAUAUGGCUGCAGGUAGUUGAAUUUUACUUUUUUAUGUUAUAUUGUAAUUUUAUUUAGUAGUCUACAUAGAAUAUCGCUACCCUCGGAUUUCGUCCAUAUUGUUGGACUAUCGUUAUUUUUAGGAAACCAGUAUGUAAAUGUUUCCAUUUAUUGAAAUGCGUACCUGUAGUAUUCUAUAUAGAAUGUUAACUGUCCAUCUUUUAAAUGUAUUUUUACAUCAAGUGUUUAGAUACUGGAUUUUAAGAAACAGUAUAUUUGUAAGUGUAUAGAUUUGUUAUAUUUAAUUAUAGUUUUUGUAAGGAAAGGGAAGAGCGAACUCUUCAAACAUUGUAUGUUAGUUUUAUUUAAAACAACUAGUUGAUUUAUUCUUAGAGAACUACGUUGUCAUUUAUUUUUAUAAUGUUUUUGGUGUUCCAUAUCUCUCUUGUGUUUGUAAAAGAGAUGAUAUAAGAUUUUCUUUUUGUUUUUCGUUAGAUCUAGUAUUUAGGCCUAUUAAUUAUGUUUGGUUUAUGUUCAUUUGUAAUUAUGUUUUAUGUUUGCCUUUGGCAGGUCUUUAAUGUAUAAUAAACAGUUUGAACAGUU
Messenger RNA from Biomphalaria glabrata, 3572 nucleotides. RefSeq names its product D-aspartate oxidase-like. Lineage: Eukaryota; Metazoa; Mollusca; Gastropoda; Planorbidae. Bases 284 to 1306 code for a protein of 340 amino acids. Gene Ontology annotation, molecular function: FAD binding; D-amino-acid oxidase activity. The record is from RefSeq and is a predicted model, not a curated record. The transcript is spliced from 11 exons.